Molecule: messenger RNA, 3011 nt
Organism: Callorhinus ursinus (northern fur seal)
Lineage: Eukaryota; Metazoa; Chordata; Mammalia; Carnivora; Otariidae
Gene: SMO
Product: smoothened, frizzled class receptor
Biological process (GO): commissural neuron axon guidance; pattern specification process; central nervous system development
Cellular component (GO): cilium; plasma membrane; dendrite
Molecular function (GO): transmembrane signaling receptor activity; patched binding
Source: RefSeq, a predicted model, not a curated record
AUGGCCGCUGCCCGCCUCGCACGGGGGCCGGAGAUCCUGCUCCUGGGGCUGCUGCUGCUGCUGCUGCUGGGGGGCCCGGGCCGGGGGGCGGCCUUGAGCGGGAACGCGACUGGGCCUGGGCCGCGGAGCGCCGGCGGGAGCGCGAGGAGGAGCGCGGCCGUGACCGGCCCUCCGCCGCUGCUGAGCCACUGCGGCCGCGCAGCCCCCUGCGAGCCGCUGCGCUACAACGUGUGCCUGGGCUCGGCGCUGCCGUACGGGGCCACCUCCACGCUGCUGGCCGGGGACUCGGACUCCCAGGAAGAAGCGCACGGCAAGCUCGUGCUCUGGUCCGGCCUCCGGAACGCCCCCCGCUGCUGGGCAGUGAUCCAGCCCCUGCUGUGCGCUGUGUACAUGCCCAAAUGCGAGAAUGACCGGGUGGAGCUGCCCAGCCGCACCCUCUGCCAGGCUACCCGAGGGCCCUGUGCCAUCGUGGAGAGGGAGCGCGGCUGGCCCGACUUCCUGCGCUGCACCCCUGACCACUUCCCCGAGGGCUGCCCGAAUGAGGUGCAGAACAUCAAGUUCAACAGUUCGGGCCAGUGUGAGGCUCCCUUGGUUCGGACCGACAACCCCAAGAGCUGGUAUGAGGACGUGGAGGGCUGUGGGAUCCAGUGCCAGAACCCGCUGUUCACUGAGGCCGAGCACCAGGACAUGCACAGCUACAUCGCGGCCUUCGGGGCAGUCACGGGCCUCUGCACGCUCUUCACCCUGGCCACAUUUGUGGCUGACUGGCGGAACUCGAAUCGCUACCCUGCUGUCAUUCUCUUCUACGUUAAUGCGUGUUUCUUUGUGGGGAGCAUUGGCUGGCUGGCCCAGUUCAUGGACGGAGCCCGCCGGGAGAUCGUCUGCCGUGCAGAUGGCACCAUGAGGCUUGGGGAGCCCACCUCCAAUGAGACCCUGUCCUGUGUCAUCAUCUUUGUCAUCGUGUACUACGCCCUGAUGGCCGGUGUCGUCUGGUUUGUGGUCCUCACCUAUGCCUGGCACACCUCCUUCAAAGCCCUGGGCACCACCUACCAGCCUCUCUCUGGCAAGACCUCCUACUUCCACCUGCUCACGUGGUCACUCCCCUUUGUCCUCACCGUGGCAAUCCUUGCCGUGGCCCAGGUGGAUGGGGACUCCGUGAGCGGCAUCUGUUUUGUGGGCUACAAGAACUACCGGUACCGGGCGGGCUUCGUCCUGGCCCCGAUUGGCCUGGUGCUCAUUGUGGGAGGUUACUUCCUCAUCCGAGGAGUCAUGACUCUGUUUUCCAUCAAGAGCAACCAUCCGGGGCUGCUGAGCGAGAAGGCUGCCAGCAAGAUCAAUGAGACCAUGCUGCGCCUGGGCAUUUUUGGCUUCCUGGCCUUUGGCUUCGUGCUCAUCACCUUCAGCUGCCAUUUCUACGACUUCUUCAACCAGGCUGAGUGGGAGCGCAGCUUCCGGGACUAUGUGCUGUGCCAAGCCAAUGUGACCAUCGGGCUGCCUACCAAGAAGCCCAUCCCCGACUGUGAAAUCAAGAAUCGCCCUAGCCUCCUGGUGGAGAAGAUCAACCUGUUUGCUAUGUUUGGAACGGGCAUUGCCAUGAGCACCUGGGUCUGGACCAAGGCCACGCUGCUCAUCUGGAGGCGCACCUGGUGCAGGUUGACUGGGCAGAGUGAUGAUGAGCCCAAACGCAUCAAGAAGAGCAAAAUGAUUGCCAAGGCCUUCUCCAAGCGGCGUGAGCUGCUGCAGAACCCAGGCCAGGAACUCUCCUUCAGCAUGCACACUGUCUCCCACGAUGGGCCUGUGGCGGGUUUGGCCUUUGAUCUCAAUGAGCCCUCCGCCGACGUGUCCUCUGCCUGGGCCCAGCAUGUCACAAAGAUGGUGGCUCGGAGAGGAGCCAUACUGCCCCAGGAUGUGUCUGUCACCCCUGUGGCAACCCCAGUGCCCCCGGAGGAAAAAGCCAACCUGUGGCUGGUUGAGGCAGAGAUCUCCCCAGAGCUGGAGAAGCGCCUGGGCCGGAAGAAGAAGCGGAGGAAGAGGAAGAAGGAGGUGUGCCCCCUGGUGCCACCCCCUGAGCUUCACCACCCUGCCCCAGCCCCUGCAGCCAGUGCUGUUCCUCGCCUGCCUCAGCUGCCCCGGCAGAAGUGCUUGGUGGCCGCAGGUGCCUGGGGAGCUGGGGAAUCCUGCCGACAGAGAGCCUGGACCCUGGUCUCCAACCCUUUCUGCCCAGAGCCCGGUCCCUUGCAGGAUCCAUUUCUGCCCAGUGCCCCAGUUCCCACGGCCUGGGCUCAGGGCUGCCGGCAGGGGCUGGGGCCCAUUCACUCCCGCACCAACCUGAUGGAGGCAGAGCUAAUGGACGCAGAUUCAGACUUCUGAGCCUGGAAAGCGGGACCUGGGCUAGGAAAGAGGAGCAAAGACCAUUCUGAGGUUCCUCAUCCUCCCUGAGAGUGCUUCCCUGGGAUCUUGUCUUCCGGAGAACCUGAGGGUGCAGUGCCCUCCUGGGAGGGCUCUUUAUGUCUGGCUCAUGGCAGCGGGACUGUGGGAAAGGGCCCUGACAUCUCCACGGGUAGGCCUCAUCCAGGGAAGGGCCCUGGAGCUCGGGGUCCUUGUUUCUGCCCCACCAGCUGGAAUCUGGCUGGCAGUAUCCAUCUGCAGCAGGGUCAUGGGAUAGGCAGAGCUUGAGGGGGGACAGUAACGGUAGAGGCGGGGGUGACAGUACCCAGAGUGGGCUGUGGUUGCCAAUGAGGCAGUCAAAGCCCGGGCCUGGCAGAUGAGGGCUGGCUGCCCUUUUCUGGCUCUCUCAGACCAAAUGUGUUUAUUGGGUCACUAGCCCUUUGUCUAAGUGGGGACAGGGCUCCCUUUUCCUUCUUCCAGAUGGUUGUGGAGCUGGAAGUGCCCAUUCUCAUAGGGGCUAUAACCUCUCUUCACAGGCAUCCAGUUGGCCCGACCCCAGACCAGUAACCCAUCCUGUGCGCUCCUGCAGCCUCCUUCCCCCUUUCCCAUUUCAGUUCAACCAG